UAUAAAUACUGAAAUGCUACUUCGAAAAAACUUGGUGUUGACAACAGUGUGUAACCAUGAAGUGGGUGAUCCUUGCUUUUGUGUGUCUGCAGGUCUCAGAGGGAUUCAGAAUCCCUCUGUAUAAAUCCAAAACGAUUCGGGAGAAGAUGAAGGAGAUUGACGUCCUUGAAGAGUUUAUGAAAACACACAAGAGAGAGCCAGCCUUGAAAUACAAAUACAACAUCAAAAAUGAUUUUGCUAUAGCCUAUGAGCCCAUGUAUAUGGACGCAGCCUACUAUGGACAAAUCAGUGUUGGGACCCCUCCACAGAACUUCAUGGUUCUUUUUGAUACUGGGUCAUCCAACUUGUGGGUAGCAUCCACCUACUGCCAAAGUGCAGCUUGCCAGAAUCAUCCACUGUUCAACCCCAGCCAGUCCUCCACUUACACCUCCAAUAACCAGCAAUUCUCAAUAGCCUAUGGUAGUGGGAGCCUUACUGGUGUAUUUGGCUAUGACACUGUGACAGUACAAGGACUGAGCAUCACAAAUCAGGAAAUAGGUCUAAGUGUUAAUGAGCCUGGCACCAACUUUGUAUAUGCUAGCUUUGAAGGAAUCUUUGGCAUGGCUUACCCUGCCCUAGCAGCAGGAGGUGCUUCCACUCCAAUGCAGGGUAUGCUGCAACAAAAUAUUCUUACCGACCCUAUCUUCAGUGUCUACAUGAGCAGCCAGUCUGGAGAAGUGAUCUUUGGUGGAGUUGAUAACAACUUAUAUAGUGGUCAGAUAUACUGGGCCCCUGUCACUCAGGAGUUGUACUGGCAAAUAGCAAUUGAUGAAUUUUCCAUCAAUGGUCAAGCAACAGGGUGGUGCAGCCAAGGAUGCCAGGCCAUGGUGGAUACUGGAACCUCUCUGCUCACAGUACCACAGCAAUUUAUGGGAACAUUCCUGCAGUACUUGGGAGCUCAACAGAGCCAGUAUGGAGAGUACAUUGUGAACUGUAACAGUUUGCAGAGCCUGCCUCCCAUCAGUUUUACCAUAAAUGGUGUGCAGUUUCCCAUUCCUCCUUCUGCCUAUAUUCUCCAGAAUAAUGGCUACUGCUCUGUUGGGGUAGAGGUGACGUACUUGCCAUCUCAAAAUGGUCAACCCUUCUGGAUACUUGGAGAUGUCUUCCUUAGACAAUAUUACUCUGUUUAUGACAUGGGCAACAACAGGGUUGGAUUUGCACAGUCAGCAUAAAUAUCUUGCAUUCCAGUCUCUUCCAUGUAAUAUUAUUGUUCAUUAUCACUAAAAGACCUAGCCAAAGCCAAACAUAAGUGUGCCAAACCAGCCAAGUUCUUGAUUUUCUUACAGUAUCACAAAGGUUUUAAAGUUAG
Molecule: messenger RNA, 1348 nt
Organism: Xenopus laevis (African clawed frog)
Lineage: Eukaryota; Metazoa; Chordata; Amphibia; Anura; Pipidae
Product: gastricsin
Exons: 9
Coding region: 57-1211 (384 amino acids)
Source: RefSeq, a predicted model, not a curated record